Messenger RNA from Neodiprion fabricii, 2279 nucleotides. RefSeq names its product seipin (gene Seipin). Lineage: Eukaryota; Metazoa; Arthropoda; Insecta; Hymenoptera; Diprionidae. Bases 307 to 1257 code for a protein of 316 amino acids. The transcript is spliced from 5 exons. Gene Ontology annotation, biological process: lipid droplet organization; lipid storage. Gene Ontology annotation, cellular component: endoplasmic reticulum membrane. The record is from RefSeq and is a predicted model, not a curated record.
GCCUGUUUACCAAAGUACGAUAACGAAAAUAAGUUUAUCACUAAUCAAGCCACCAAAGCGUGAUUGAGCAAAUGUUGCACUUUGACACGGGAAACGACAUCGUGACUUGAUUCGUUAUCAAAAAUGUAUUCGAAACAGUCGCCGACUGCAGGAGACACGGUGUAUGUCGUUGGAUAUUAAUAACAAUCAUCUCUGACACAAGCUAUAAAAUCUGGGAAUCAAACGAAGCAAACGUUUUUCCACACAUUGAUCAUCUUUAGCAUCGUUCAUUAACGGGACAGCUGUCAGUAAAAUUUGUGUACGAAAAUGGUUGUACUUCGAUUGUUUCGCCGGCUGGAAGAGAGGAUUUUUAACGUUCAACAAAAGACUGCCGAAGGCGUUCAAACGGCACGCGAUGCUGUCCUACGCGGCGGUAUCAUCGUUAUGACAGCGGUUGUUGUUAUUUGGAUAUCUGUAUUUUUGUACGCCGCUUUCUACUACGCUUACAUGCCGAACAUAUCUCACGUGCGCCCCGUCCACUUAAAAUUCGAAUCAUGCACCUACGAGAAAGGGAUAUGUAGCUAUCCCUCUGCCCAUGUUCAGCUGACUAAGAAACAACAGCUCCUGAUGGUCGGCCAGCCUUACAAAGUAAAUUUGCAUUUGGAGAUGCCGGAAUCGCCGACCAACAGGGAACUCGGAAUGUUCAUGGUCUGCACUGACUUGAGGGAUCGGGAUGGAGUCUUGGUCGAAAAUGCUUGCCGUUCAGCCAUGCUCCACUAUCGCAGUUCUUUGCUGCAUAUUCUCACUACUUUGACAUUCUCACCGAUGAUGAUAUUGGGCAGUGCUGAAGAGAAGCAAAAUAUUGUUCUCGAAAUGUUUGCCAAUUUUGAGGAAGAUCAAAGUCAUCCAGUGACAGAAGUAUACGUGGAAAUACAGUCGCAUUUCGUAGAACUCUACUCGGCUACCGUGAUGAUAAACGCACACUUGUCCGGGCUGCGUUACAUCAUGUUUCAUUGGCCAAUAUUGUCUGCCAUUCUGGGGAUCAGUACCAACCUAUUUUUUAUAGCGUUGAUAUGCGUUUUAUCUUACUUGCACUUUAUUGCCGAGGACGAGAUACUGGACGAUGAUUUUAUUUUUGAGAAAGGUGAAGAGGAGGUGGACGAGGAGGAGGAUGACGAUUACAAGGAUGAGAAAUCCAAUACUGAUCGAAACUUUAUUUUCUUUUUGUUUACCUGGAAAUGCAAAGCGAAAUUACCGAUCGAUCAUCGUGUAAAUUGAAGCGGCUUAAGAAAAUUGAGUGGAAGGCCUGCUGUGGUAAUGGGAUAGUGAAAAUUAUCUCUUUUCUGCAACAAGAAUAAUUUGUCGAAUCUCAACGAUACACCAUUGCCUUCUCAAAGUGUCUUCAGAUACUUCGUCGCAAGGAGAUACUUCGAUGCUUGAAGAAAUUCCAAAGCGUAAAAAAGAAGAGGGCUCGAGCACAGCUGCUGCGACUUUGCGAGUUGAAAUGAUCACGUAAUCGGUUAUCGUCUGCAAGUUCAUAGUGGAUGAACAGAUUUUGAAGCUGAUAAACUAUUGUAUUAGUAUUUUGCAGGAUCAAAACAUGUAAGAUUCGUAAUUUUACGUUUCGUUAUUAUCGAAUCAAUCAGAAUAUUACAAUAAUUUCGGAUUCUGAGCUACAUUCCUUGACUGUUUUUAUUUUUAUUUUUAUAUCUUUCAUUUUUAUUUGCAAAUCGUGAUUUUAUCAAACGGACUACAGUUGUUGUUGCUGUUGUUGUUAUUAUUAUUAUCAUUAUUAUCAUUAUUAUUAUUAUUAUAAUUAUUAUUGCUGUUGUUGUUAUUGUCGUUGUUAUACACGCAUUGCAAUAUUAAUUACAGUAUGUUUUAUUUCUAUUUCACCGAUUUUACUUGUGCUAUACAAUUAACCAAAGAUAUCGAUAGAGUGUUUUAAUGAUUUUUUUUUUUUUUAAUUAUGUGCAUUUGUGUGUACGGAUUAUGUGAAAAAUGUUGGAAAACGUUGAAUUGUUAACGCGUGUGAAAAAGUAAGAAGACGCGCGUUUAGUAUGAAUUCAAUUGAAAUUGCAAAUAUUCCAAUAUUUCGGGCAGUCACAUGUGAUAGGAUUAUUUCCAAGAUAAUUUCGAUAUCGUUGUGUAUUUAAAGCAUUAUUGUUAAGAUUUACAGAAAUAACAAUUCAAGCGAAUUAUAAGAGAGGAAAAAAAAAAAAGAAAGUGAUAGCAAGGGAGUGAAAUGCAACGAAAAAGAAUUGUUUUUUUUACUUUAUGUACUUAGAUGUAGUCGUAUA